UACAACCAUAUAUAAAAUCAUGUUUACAAAUUUCCUUUAAAGUAAUGUCUCUAUAACGUUCUUCUGUUUGUAUUUAAAGAAAAGUUUUAAUGGAAACGUUCGGCCACUUAAGGUAAAAGGAAGGCAUUGCUAAUGUUUUUCGCCAAUAAAUUCGUCAAAAUUUGUCAGCUCGGAGAAAGAACACAAUAAAAUCUUGUAAUAAACAGUUUGCAAUAAAUGGACAUCGAUUAUAAAAUAUUGCAUGGAAGAGAUAAAUUUACCAUAAUUUCAUAUCAACACGGGAGGCCAUAGAAUGUUCUAUCAAUAUUUUGGACUUUGGAAAAAUAGACCAAGGAAUUAGUAUUCUGUAUGCCUAAUGGAACUUAUUUUUUUUUUAAUGGUUAAAAAAAAACAAAAAACUUUCAACUUCUUUUUACUUUCGAUAAAACCAGAACACAUUUUUGUAGCAAAACUUUAAAACCCAUCCAAAAUAAGAUUAAAUAAAACGCACAUAAAACUUUUAUCGAGAUAUAAUUCACGAAGAUUUUAUAACGGGUACAACUUUAAUUACCUGACAAUAAGUUUUGGUACUCAAAAAGUUAAAAACACUUGUAGUUCGUGCACCUCGCCAUUAAGUCAUUAAAUUGGCGCGUCACUCUACUUGAAAUUGAACGUGGUAAAUUAUUUUCGAUGAUGCGUAAGAUUAAACUAAUAUUUUAAAAUAAAAGAAACGCUAAGUACUUGUUUGUUCAACGGAAAAGAAAUUGAUCUGGCAGUGAGCUAUGGUUAACAGGUGUGUAUUGUGACAGAAAGGAGAAUAAAGCGCCGCAUUAUUUAGAUUUAUCAUGAACUGUUAACUACUAAUAUUAUGAUUAUGACGGAGAAAAUUAUAUUGCAAAAAUAGUACCCACUUUCUAUACUUCCGCGGGGAAAGGAGAUUUAAGUGUAACAAGUGAACUAUGGAUGAGAAGCAGAGAAGUAUACUGGACAGAAACCAAUGGUUGUUGGUAGGAAACAUUGUCAUGACGGAAGAUUUUUUCCAAGUUUUAAGAGCAGAAAAUGUACUUCCGGAUACCAUGAUCAGAGAUGUUCAGGCAAAAACAACGCAAUAUGAGAGGAAUACCAAGUUGCUAGAGACAUUACGUUUGCGUGGCGGAGAUGUUUACCGGAAGUUCCGCCAUGUUUUAUACUUGACAGGUCAUCUACUUUUGGCUGAUCAUCUUUACGGAGAGGAAAUAGAGACAAAGCUUCUUCGAGCUGACGAAGUGUUUGGAAAGUUUCCAAAGAUUUUCAAUCAUGUUAGUGACGAUACCAAAUCCAAGCUUCUCAAAUAUUUAGAAACCAAGGUAAAAGAACGCGCAAUUACAAACGCAUGGUUAACCUCAGGACAAGAAAGAAGUGAGGUAUUGGAGGCAAAGAAAAUCCAUUAUGACGCAGAGAAAGACUACAGAAUUAAACUGGAAACUAAAACCAGAAAGAUGACUCAGCUGAAGGAUGAACUUUCUCGGUUGAAAGAAGAAAUUAAAUCAAAGGACGAAGAGAUAGUUUGUUUAAAGAGGGAAAUCGUUGAUAUGCAGAGACGUUUCAAGCAAGAUUUAGCAAAGCAAACUCGCUUUAACGCUGCAAAUAACCAUUCAAUUAUACAGCUUAGGGAGAGAUUUGAGAACUUUAAUGAGCGUGUUAAAACAGUUAAUAUUGCAAUACGCCAGUUUCUAGAGACAGAACACGACGAUAUUCAAGAAGAUGCCGAUAAUAUCAAGAUAUCCGUUUUAGAGAGAAAUGUUAGAAAGCUUAUUCAACUUGCCAGGACAAAUAUAGAAAACACAAGCAGCAGUAUCAGUGAGAAAGAAGCUGUUUUAAAUCUUCUUCGCACAUCAACACGACACAAACAACACACUUUGUCAGAAAUUGUGCAGCAGUACGUUGAAAAACAAGAACGCGCAAAGAUGACGUUAGCCAACGAGCUUGAACAGCUGCUUACUGCCGUCAGAGGUCCAAAAUCAAAAUUAACAUACAAGACAAAGACGGAUCUCAAGUUUUUGAAAACACAGAUGUCAAUACUAAGAGAAGAAGUCGAACACAUGAAGAAAAAGAUUGAAUGGAAAGAUGCUCAGAUUUCUGACCUAAUCAAAGAAAAAAGUUGUACCGUAGACCAGGACCACGACCAUAUUCCGCAGAAUCCUUCUAGCCGCUACGUCACAUUUCCACGCCUGUCGGUGUCGUCAUUACAACGGGAUUCGCCGGAUUCUUCGAAGGAAAUAGAAAGGGUAUAUCAACAAUUUGACAGAUUUAAUAAGGAGGCAUGCUCCCCUCCGCCAAACCAUAGUAGGAGAAGAAGGGGAUCUUUAGCGGAAGUGGACUUGGAACGUGGGCGAUCACCAUCUCCUGUACAUAGUAACAGAAGAAAUACCAGAUUAGAAACAAGUGACCUUGACCUGUUUGGUUCUUCAGUACAGUUUAGAAGGAGUGUAACUGAUAUAGGAUCUACCAGUCUCCAAAGCCUUUCCAGCUUCUCAAGCAGUUCAAUUGAUAAAGCAUCAACACCAAGACACACUUCUGACAUGAAUGAUAAAAUAAAGCUGGACUUAAAACGCCGAAGAGAAAGCAGACCGGAACCAGAAGCAGAGUACGUGAGAGAAGGCAGACGACCGUCUCUAGCGGAACUAAUUACUAUCUAUGAGAGCGCUAAUGACGAAAACCAGGAAGAAAACGCAACUAACAAAAAACUUCCAGUAUUACAAGAGUCAUAAUUGCUGCACGAUCGAAUUCCGCAUUGCCUCAUCUUAGAACAGAAAAGUAUCCAGUCACUUUUACGAGAAUCAUGACUUUAAAUCUCCCUGUGCGUACAAUAGUAUUGUAUUUUCAUCGUUUGGUGUCUUACGUUCUAAAAUCUCAGUCCCUUCAAAGAUGAGGAUUACUUUGUAAGGGAUUCACCUGGCAGAUAUAACUUUAAUUUACCUGUCCUGUCACUGCAGAUUACGGCGAGGGUUAAGAGUGAGGUUAAACGUGUUAAAACUCUCCAGUGGUAUUUUGCCAUUGGCCGUUCCAGGGCGGUGACCCACUGUGCUUCUUUCUUUCGUUGUUUCGUCUUCGUUGUUUACCAUGCAAUUUUGUGAAUAUGUUAAUCAUGUACACAUCUAUUCAUACUUUGCUAUGGGUUUGGGUUGUUAACUCGGUGUAAGAAGCCUGAAAGGUGUUGUACACUGAACUUUUCGUUGAUAUACUUUGAAUUCAUGAGUUCUAUAAUGAAAUGUCGCCUGUACAUUUAAUUACCGAUAACAUUACUGAAACUGUGAAAAUGAAUGUGCUGAAUAAAUGAGAAAAAAACCUUAGCCUCAAACCAUAUCAUCACAUCCGUAUUGAAAACAUUACAACGGCCAAUGGACUUAUUUUAUCGAUGUCCAAAUACAAAAGGUAGACUAUUUUAGUUUAAAUCAUUAUAAAAAUGUAUCAGAAAACUGACAGUUUAUCUUAUAUACAUGUGACAAUUGCAAGAACUGUAAAAGUUGUUUUAAGCCUUAGCACAGACCAAUUAGUGCGACAUUAAUAUAGUAGUCGCAACUUGACCGCGGUGGUUGACCUUAAGCUGAUUAUUCAUAUCGAUUAUUUCAUUGUAGAAAUAAGGGGUGCUUAGGGUAGCCGUGAAUAUAUAUAUGGAAUUAGUUUGUAUACAGUGCAGUAUCAAAUUAUGUAUACUUACAUUUGAUCCAUUCAAACUUUCCAAUACACUAAUUUAUAUUUACACAAAUUUAUAUUUCCAUUUUUCUCGUGAAGCUCGUGUUUUACGUACACUCCUUUUCAAUAAUAGGUUGUGCCUCAUUAUGUAUUAUAAUACAAAGGUCAACCAUCGGGGUCAAGUUGCGUCCACUAUACGCAUGCGUAAAUUUAACGUUACGCUUAGGGUAGCCGUGAAUAUAUAUAUGGAAUUAGUUUGUAUA
Mercenaria mercenaria is the source of this 3917-nucleotide messenger RNA. RefSeq names its product ERC protein 2-like. NCBI's taxonomy places the organism in Eukaryota, Metazoa, Mollusca, Bivalvia, Venerida, Veneridae. Gene Ontology annotation, biological process: regulation of apoptotic process. The record is from RefSeq and is a predicted model, not a curated record. The coding region runs from base 939 to 2729 and encodes 596 amino acids. The transcript has 7 exons.